Messenger RNA from Manduca sexta (tobacco hornworm), 2513 nucleotides. Its product is annotated as dnaJ homolog subfamily B member 6-like. Gene Ontology annotation, molecular function: Hsp70 protein binding. The record is from RefSeq and is a predicted model, not a curated record. NCBI's taxonomy places the organism in Eukaryota, Metazoa, Arthropoda, Insecta, Lepidoptera, Sphingidae.
GUUUCCUUGCACCCCUUAAGGGAGAGUAGAUAUGGUGGACUACUACAGGAUUCUGGGUGUCUCUAAGACUGCUACAGAGGCUGAAAUAAAAAAAGCCUAUAGAAAACUUGCUUUGAAAUGGCACCCCGAUAAGAAUCCUGACAAUGCAGACGAGGCUAACAGGAGGUUCAAGGAAAUAUCUGAGGCUUACGAAGUUCUUUCAGAUGAGAGGAAACGACGAGUAUAUGACCAGUACGGUAAAGAGGGACUGAAUAACUGCAGAGGACGCCGCGCUGCCGCCGACGACGAUUAUGAAUAUAGCUACGCUAGCUUCCCGUUCACAUUCCGAGACCCCGAAGAGGUUUUCAGAGAAUUCUUUGGCGGCUCUUCAUUCAGCGAUCUUUUCGCAGAAAUCAAUGGGCAUGGACACCAUCACAGACACGGACGCCGGAGUCAUCAUCCGAGUACCUCUCUCACUUCGUCUCUGUUCAGCCCGUUCGGCUUCGGCAUGCAGGGGCUAGACGACAUAUUUGCUCACGCUGCGUCCAACGGCAACACGUUCACAUCGUUCUCCACAUUCAACAGCUCACUGGCGGGACCGGGAAGCGCCAACAUGAGAAGCACCACUACAACUACACGUAUGGUUAAUGGAAAAAAAAUCACCACUAAGAAGGUCACGGAGAACGGUCGAGAGACAGUGAUGUCUUACGAGAAUGGGGUCCUGAAAUCAAAGACUGUUAAUGGAGUACCUCAGUCAUUAACAUACAGUUAAAUUAAAUAUUAGCUCUUAACCAAACAUGAUCCAAAUGUUAAUUGUAUUCAAAUUAAUACGACUUUUAUAAGUUCCGGCAAUUUAAUUUUACUUUUGAUUUAUAUCAAUGUUUUCUUUCAAAACGCUUCGACAGUUAAAAGUCAACUUUUUUAGCUAGUUAUUUUACUAUACGUCAUUUAUUUGAAUUAAAUAGUAACCAUAAUUCGUGCCACAUAUUAUUUUGGAUCAAGUUUUGUGUUCAUAAUAUCAAUAACGUUCGCAAACAUAUGAGAACACUAAUAGACUAAUUAAAGUGUAUCCUUAUAGGCCAAGUGCUUUUAACGAAUAAUGUAAAGAAGGUACCUAAAGAUACCUAACUUUUCAAUUAUGUACGUGCCGAGUACAUUUUAAGUUGCACCAAAAUUUGUUUAGUUCUUUUGGUUUUAGUUAUUUUGAACUUUAUAUGAAUAAUUUAAUGAAAAUAUCACUUGAACUUGUUGGUCUUUUAACUGUCGAUAUAUUUUAGUGACGGCAACAAAAUUUUAUCCUAAUAUUAGUUACUCAGAGUUAAUGUGCUUGCAAACGUAACUUUUAACCAUAAGUAGGCGAGUGGAAAUGGUAAACAAAAUUUUGAAUAGCAUCUCGCUCUGAAUGAUUGUUUUUAACCCGAUGCGGUCCCGAUCAUUGUUUCAUCCUUUUUACAUUUCGUGAGGCGCGACUCGCGAUUUAUCAUGUUGCUGCCAACUUUAUAAGUUUAUUUUUAGUAAUUAGCCUUUAGAUAUCACAUUUAUUUGUAAUUUCGAGGAUGAUGGAACAAUUUAUGUGUAUAAUAAAAUACUAUUGCUUUCGAACUAUGUAACAACUUACGAAAUAUAAAUGAAGUAUUCAUUAUUUUCAAUUUAUCGCAUUUUAUUUCCGCAGUGUACAUAGUGUUUCUAAUGACACUAUUUCAACUUGAUAGUCGUUAAAGCUUUAAUAUACUAAAACACAGUGUUUGAUAGGUGGUGGCAAGUUAUUCAAGUCCAGACAGGCUUCUACCCUCGUUGCAUCUGCAGUAUCUAUUACAGACAUCAAAUAUUAGUUUCAUACUUGCACAUAGAUAUAAUUACACGCCCUUGCCACAUGCAACAUUGUGCUUAACAAUAAUUAUAUUAAUAUGUAACAUCCAAACUACACACUUCAAUAUAUAACUAGAAAUAUGUAAAUUUCGUGUACUUUUAGGCAUAACGCUGCACAUAUGAAUACUAGAGUUAAAUAUUAUAUAAUUGUUCUUGCCUUUAAAGGUGUCGUUGGAAUAUUGUCAGAAAAAUUAUCAUUCCUAGGUGUUAAUAAGUACAGUAUAAAUACAAACUUUAUUCUCUGGGCCAAAUAUUUCGAUGCUUUGCCAACAAUUAGCUUCUAUAUUUUUUCUAAAUUGUAAUGGCUAUGUACAUCAAAUGGACGUGCUCAUUCUAUCGUAUUGCGCUUACGUGGUUUCGAUAUUAAUGUAUGUACGUAAUUUAAAAUGAAUUAUAGAAUAUUUUUAUUACCCAUGUACUUAAAUUGAAUAUCGAUAGAUGUUUCACAGACGUCUGUACUGUACAUUGCUUACCACGGAUGAGAUGACACACCAUAUUAGAUGUUUUCAUAUUCAGUAGUGCCAUUACGACCGUUUAGAAUAAUAUUAUGUAGUAUCUACGUGUUUACAUUGUAAAUAAGAACUUGCGAGAUCUCGUUUCUAAAAUUGUCGGCAUCCGGACAGCACAGCAAAAGGAAGGAUUAAAUAAAUAAUAAUUUGCAUAUG